AGCUCGGUACCAGCAAACCACAGUAUCUGUUCACGCUCGCUUCUCGGCCGCCGAUCCAGAUUCGGGACGAGUCACUCACCUCUGCAGGAGAGCAUGGUUACGAGUUACUGAUCUAGUUCUGCCUUUACUAAGAGUAUCAGAUCCUAGAGUUGCAACACUUAAAGGACGAACACUUCUGGGCCUAUCUGCUGGCAGAUGUGAAGUGCAGGCCGUUUCACCUGUUACUGGCCGAGUAAUGGGCGCGAGGGAAGUGCGUGUGGCGUCUGAUAGAGUUGCUAUCGCUGGUCUUCGAGCAAAUGUUGUAUCAGGAUUGCAACUUCGAGUUUCAGCUGCAUCAGAUUCAGGAAACAAUGAAUACAUUGCAGAGACCUCCGUUACUAGAAAACUAACAGCUCAAUAUCAGGAGGGUCUUCUGGACCUGGACGUAGUAUUUUCUGAUGGUUCAGUAACACCACUACGGGACAUUGAUCGUGAUGCAUAUUCUCUUCGUGUGCAAAGUUUGGAUUCUGAGGUUGUUGCUUUUGCGCCAAUGCUUGGAUCUUCUCACCCAAGAGUCAUAGCUGUUGGAGAAGGUAGUGGGGAUUUGCUACGCGUUACGUUACUCUUGAACGAGCAAUGCAGGCCGAGAUUACGACAUUUUUUGAAUGGGCAUCCUUGUCCAGGAACUCCACUACCGCCAAUGCCUCACGGCGCAGUUCUAGCAGAAGCUUCAGUAGAUGUGCAAGUGGAUUUUGCACAGAAUGAUGUUGGGGAUGUAAAUCAUUGGGAUAUACCAUUACGAGAUUCGGCACAAUCGGGAUUAGGCUUGACUUCCAGAUCUGCCAGGCCGAGAUCUAGUCCACGGCGAGAAGACUUAUCAUCUUUAGAAAUUGGAAUGUAUGUCUUGUUGGCAGCUUUAUGCUUUGCUAUAGUUGUGUUCGUGGUAUCUUGCGUGGUGUACGCUUCUCGUUUGAAGCCUGCACAUGUGGGAGGAGGCGUUACUGUUACUCCAGUGACACGUCGCUCAAGUGGUGCCAACGGCAACGGGAAUGGCAACAGGCUGGCCAACGGCGUUGGAAUCACAGAAAAUAAUCGAGAUUGUUCAAACGCACAUGAUUGGGUAUGGCUCGGACGUGCAACUAUGGACGAUAGGGAGUCUGGCCAUUUGAUGACUAGGGAUGAUCACGUGAAUGGUAACAACGUUGAUAUGCGAAUAAUUGAUAACCCUAUGUCAAUUAAUUAUUGCGAACCUGGAGACUCUAUGAACAAUCAAUCUGGACAACAACCUAGAGCCAUUGAUUCUACAACUUAUUGCAAAAAAGAUCGUAUCAAGCCGCCAAUUAGACAUUCGAGCAACGAUGUUGGACCUCCCGUUCCUCCUCAUGGAGUGGCAGAUUGCU
Ctenocephalides felis (cat flea) is the source of this 1379-nucleotide messenger RNA. RefSeq names its product transmembrane protein 132B-like. Lineage: Eukaryota; Metazoa; Arthropoda; Insecta; Siphonaptera; Pulicidae. The record is from RefSeq and is a predicted model, not a curated record.